AUGGCGCAGUCUGACCCAAGAUCCCGGCCCCUGGUGGAAGAUUUUGUCCAGUACAAGCUGUGUCAGCGGGGUUUGGUUCCAGAGCCAGUUGGACCUCCAUCAUGUAGUCUACAUUCAGCUAUGCGUGCUGCAGGGGAUGAGUUUGAGGAACGUUUCCGACAGGCAUUCAGUGAAAUAUCUACACAGAUACAUGUGACCCCUGGCACAGCAUAUGCACAUUUUGCUGAGGUGGCAGGUGGUCUGUUCCAAGGUGGGGUUAACUGGGGUCGUGUGGUGGCAUUCUUUGUGUUUGGAGCUGCACUUUGUGCAGAAUGUGUCAACAAAGAGAUGGCUCCCCUUCUACCACGGAUCCAAGACUGGAUGGUGACCUUUUUGGAGACCAACUUGAGAGACUGGAUGCAAAGCAAUGGGGGAUGGAACGGGUUCCUGGCUCUGUAUGGCGAUGGUGCGAUAGAAGAAGCAAGAAGACAGCGUGAAGGAAACUGGGCCUCUCUGAAAACCGUACUGACUGGGGCAGUGGCUCUUGGGGCUCUUAUGACUGUAGGAGCUCUGUUUGCCAGCAAAUGA
This is a messenger RNA of Staurois parvus, 567 nucleotides long. The record is from the annotation of a GenBank genome assembly. NCBI's taxonomy places the organism in Eukaryota, Metazoa, Chordata, Amphibia, Anura, Ranidae.